UGCUCAUGCACAGGUAGACUUCAUGGCAAAUUUAGGAUUUUCAUUCUGAAUGCAAUGGCACUGUGAGAUAAUAGGCUAUUGGAAAUACCAAGGUCAACCACAUUAAUUGUUAUCAAAUUUCACACAUUCGGACGUUUGCGCACGCGAUAAAACUGCACGCAAACUGACUUGCGUGGAGUCUUAAGACUCUUGAUUUGGCUUGGAGAGUGAAAGGUGACUCUCGGCUAUUCCUUCGCUUGAAUGUGCUAUGCUUGCUCCUUCCCGGGUAUUUUAAACUUCGCAGCAACACAGAUUUGAUACUAAUCUCAUAUUCCAAGGACAUAUUCUUCAUUUAGAAUACAUGGGCAAAUAAUUGAACACAGUUUUAGAGCAAAUCUUUCACACGUUUCAAACUCUUCAAAGCGCCCGACCCAUCCAUCCUUUUGAAAAGACAGGUAGGCCUAUCCACGAUUUUGACCAAACAUUGCUCUAGCUAUCUAGCACACUGAUUGCAGGUUACUAAUCAGUUGCUCAUAUUAGCGCUGGAGCAAAACCCUGCGCACCAGCACUCCGAGAGUAGAGCUACUCAGCGCAUUCUGCAGACAUUCAUUUUAGCCACAACAUUCCUGUAUUCUAGGCAACAUUUACCACCUAUUUAAAAGCAUCUGAUCAGACUCAUGUUAUACCAUGUUUCAUUUGGUCUGUGCAUUCUCACCCUAUUCUCAUAUAUUCGGCCACCUGUUGGGAGGAAAUGGCAUUCUAAAUGGAUCUCAACUCCGGGCGGGGCUUAGACGUAGCAAGCCUAUGAUUACAGCACACGAAACACCAUCUGUUGUGUUUUGCUUCCGUGAAAUCCGAGCCAGUAACUCUAUAUGCUGGUCUAACAAACGGGAAUUAAGAAUGGUUACAAAGAGGAUCCGAACGGAGUAUAUGAAGAGAUUCAAGGACCCGGAAUGGGAAACCUACGUCAAGUGUUAUGAGGAGAUGAUAAAGUACAGACUGACGAGAAGGCUUUUGGAACAAACUCAUAAUCCGUGGUUUUGGAACAAUGACAGUGACUCGGAAUCCAGCUGGUCCACUCCUCAAAAUAAUAAAGUUGAGCCAUUGGUCCUAAAAGAAGAUUCACAACGACAAUGUGCGAGAAAGAUUCCACCUAAAGAACCAUUGGAACAGAAGAUCCCCAUUUCAGAAGAACUGCAAGAAGUUGCAACUCCGGAGAACCCGCCACCCAUUGAUGUACAGGGUGCUGUGGGCGUAGGCUGUGGAGAGACAGAGGAAGAGAAGCUGAGACAAGGAUUAAUUGCCCCUGAGUCAGGGAAGAAGCCAGAGGCCCAAACUAAAACCAAACAGUCCAGAAAGCCCCCCAGGGCAUGGAGCCAGCUACGGAAGCCCAAAGAGACUGACAAGAAAAACAGGCACCCAUUUGCCCUGUAUGGAGGGGGUGAUAAGCCAGCUGAGAUGGCUAGGAAGAAGACUCACAAUGUGGGUCCAGCUGCAUCAACCAAGGAGGUGAUUACUCACAGCCAAAGCAAAUUCCAAAAGAUCCACCAGUCUGCAUUACGGGCCAAAACCAGACGGGAGGUUGAGAAGCAGGUGCAGAAAAUGGACAAGUGGAGAGUGCGGUCUGCAGAGCUGGAGAAAGUGACCAUAACCAAACCUGACUUUGACCCCUGGAUGACAGAGUACAUGCGCUGCUUUUCUGCCAGGUCCUGAUAGAUAUAGAGUGCAAUACUUUUGAUUAACAUAGGACGGGGAAUAUGGUAUUUGAAAUCAAAUAGAAAACAUAAAGAAUUAUUUUGUUUCCAAAGUUUGCAUUCACCAUGCUUUUCUCACAGCUUUUAAAACUUUUUAAUGUUCAUACAGUACAGUCGUGGCCAAAAGUUGAGAAUGACACAAAUAUUAAUUUUCAAAGUCUGCUGCCUCAGUUUGUAUGAUGGCAAUUUGCAUAUACUCCAGAAUGUU
This is a messenger RNA of Oncorhynchus tshawytscha (Chinook salmon), 1941 nucleotides long. It is a transcript of the gene ccsapb, whose product is annotated as centriole, cilia and spindle-associated protein b. Bases 667 to 1692 code for a protein of 341 amino acids. Lineage: Eukaryota; Metazoa; Chordata; Actinopteri; Salmoniformes; Salmonidae. The transcript is spliced from 4 exons. Gene Ontology annotation, molecular function: microtubule binding. Gene Ontology annotation, cellular component: ciliary basal body; spindle; cytoskeleton. The record is from RefSeq and is a predicted model, not a curated record. Gene Ontology annotation, biological process: regulation of mitotic spindle assembly.